AUGGAGGCGGAUGUGCCCGAAGCAAGCAAACCCUUUUCAGUAGAAGGCACUUACCUGACCCUGGACCUAGGCCUGUAUGACACGGACAGCGAUGAAGACCCGGACCCCGGGCUGCUCGAAGAAAACGAGCUGUCGUUCUCGAAGCUGGUCCCGCACAUCUUCAUGCGGAGCUCCUGGAGGAGAAGCACGACCCCCAGGACCCGCGCCCACCAGCUGUGGCUGCUGCUGCGCAGAAGCCUCCACAGCUUCCUGGAAAAGGAAAAGAAAGCCCAGCUGCGCGUGGCGCGCCUGACGCACGGACUGGAGCCCCUGCGCCGCCUGGAGGUGGUGGCCGGGCUGCGCUCGGUGGCGCAGGACCCGGUGGGGAGACGCUUUGUGGUGUUGGACGGGGCGGGCUGCCUGCACCUGCACCGAGAGGACGGCUGGGCGCUCGGGACGCUGCCGGCCCCCGUGGCACUCACGGGGCUGGUGGCUGUGCUGGGCCCGCUGGGCUCCAUGAGCCGCUUCGUGGGCUGGGGCCCCGCAGGGCUGGCCAUCCUGAAGCCAGACCUCAGCCUGCUGUGGCUGAGUGAGCCCAGAGUGGGCAGGCCGCCCCGCCGCCAGCCCAUAUGCUGCCUGCCGGUGCCGGAGCUGGGCCUGCUGCUGGUGGCGGAGGCGGGCGGUGGUCUGGCGCUCUGGAAGUUCCGUUUGGGGGGUCGCUGCCUAUUGCCUUGCGGGCCCUCGCUGCAGCCUCAGUUAAGCUCCACGGGUGCACUCACGCGUCUGGCUCUGGGGCCCCUGUCUCCCAACUACGUCCCUCGCUGCUUCGCCGCCUAUGGCUCGGCUGUGCUCACCUUCAACCUGCACACCUGGACUGUCAUAGAUGUGCGCCAGGAUCUCCACAAAACCACCAUCUCGGACCUGGCGUACUGCGGGGCGAUGGAGGCCAUGGUGACUGCGUCCCGAGACAGCACGGUGAAGGUGUGGGGGGCUGACUGGCAGAUCCGGAUGGUGUUCGUGGGCCACACAGGCCCGGUGACAGCGAUGGCCGUGCUCCCCAACACGUCCCUGGUGCUGUCCGCCUCUCAGGACGGGACGCUUCGCACGUGGGACCUGCAGGCGGUGGCUCAGGUGGGCGAAGUGUUGCUGAGCUGCUGGGGCCAGGGCACGCGGUCAGAGAGCGUGCACUGCCUGCUGGCGCCCGCCAGGCCCGGCUGGCCGGUGUUCUCCCUGCGCGCGGGCAGCGUGGAGCUGUGGUGCCUGCGCGAGCUGUACUCACCACUGGCGCAGCUGUCCGCGCCCGUCCUGCACCUGCAGGUGGCGCCCGAGCUGCCCCUGUCGGCGUACCUGCCCCCUCGCCUCGUGUGCGCCUGCUCCGAUGGCUCCGUCUACCUGGUGAGCCCCGAGACCGGGCGCACGGUGAGCGCGCUGCUGCUCGGGCCCGAGGACUGCGCCGCCGCCGUGGCCUACUGCCUGCCGCGCGAGGUGCUGUGGCUGCUGACGCGCGCGGGGCACCUGGUGCGGGCCAACGCGGCGCGCAGCCCCAUGCGCGUGGUGCUCCGCCGGAGCCCGGGGCCGCCCCCGGCGCCCCGGCCCUGCUGCCUGCACCUCUACAGCCACCUCACGGACCCGAGCAGCGCGUUCAACAGCUGGGAGAUGGUGCGCCAGCACAAAGGUGAGCUGGGCCGCAGCAACAUCCAAACCUGGAAGGACAAGAACAGGUACCUGCCCGUGGUGGGGCACACGGAUGGCUCCCUGUCGGUGCUCCACUGGCACACAUCGGAGCCCACCUUCCAUACAGAGGCGCACAGCCCGGGCCCGGUCACCGCCAUUGCAUCCACCUGGAACAGCAUCGUGUCCUCAGGCGGGGACCUGACGGUGAAGGUGUGGCGCGUGUUCCCCUACUCGGAGGAGAGCCUGAGCCUGCUGCGCACCUUCUCCUGCUGCCACCCCGCCCUGGCGCUGUGCGCGCUCGGGAGGAACAUCAUGGUGGCCUUCGAGGACCCCGACAGCGCCACCUACGGGCUGGUGCAGUUUGGCCUGCACCACAGCCAGCGCUACGACCACCGGCCCCAGGACGACCACUUGGACCACAUCACUGGCCUGUGCUGCUGCCCCACACUCAAGCUGUACGCCUCCUCCAGCCUGGACUGCACCAUCCGGAUCUGGACCUCAGAGAACCGCCUGCUGCGACUCCUGCAGCUGAACGGAGCGCCUCAGGCUCUGACCUUCUCCAGCAACAAUGGGGACCUGGUGCUGGCCCUGGGCCCCCGCCUCUGCCUGGUCUCCCACAGGCUCUACCUGCCCACGACCUACCUGGUGAAGAAGCUGUGCCAGAAGGCCCCCGACGGGCUCGACGACCCCCCGCUGCCGCUGACCAGCCAGGAGUCGCUGACGUCAGUCCAGCUGCAGAGGCUGGCCAGCCUGCACGGGGUGGCCAGCCUCCGGUCAACCAGCAGGCCUGCCGAGCCAGCCUGGAGACUCCCACCCAGCUGCCCCGGCUCAAGCUCGGCCUUGUCUUUCAUCCACCGCUGGACGGCAGUACCUCAGCCGCCGCUCUUAAAGGAGGACCUGGAACCCUUAUGUGCCCGGAACCAAGACCUUCAAGAGCUGAGACGGGGUGAGGUGGUGCCAGCAGCCCGGGCCCCGCUCUCCUGGCAGCAGCAACUGGAGGCCUUUGACGACUACUUGUAUCUGAUCUACGGCCCGUCCCUGCUGGGCAUGCAUCCCAGGACAGAGUCCCAGCAGUGGAUCAGCAUGGCAGUCACCGGGGAGAAGAGCGGGGAUGUGUCCACCCUGCCGAGUUCCACCCCCAGUCUGGUGAAGGCUGGGGUCUGCACUGACUCCCCUAAAACGCUGCCCCCACGGGACUGGGGGGCCCUGAGCCUGCGCUUCGCCCACCCUCCCCGAGUCAUCGUGCCCAUUCCACCCACCCACCAGCGGGUACACAGCCGGGCAUCCCAGCUGCUGGCCCGCUCCUCCCUGAGCUCCUGCCUGGGCCUCAGCGUGGACCUGCAGCUGCAGUCGGAGCAGCUCCUACAGGGGAGGCCUGCGGCCCCAGAUGCACCGUCUUCCCACCUGAAGCACAGGGUCCCGCUGCUGCUGGAACGGCGGCCCAAGGAGCUGCUCUCUAACCUCGGGGGCUUCUUUCCUCCUGCUAUUCAGCACCUCAAGAACCUGCCGAGGCCCGUCCACUUCCCAGGCUGGAUCCCCAACUCCUCGGUGCUGCAGCAGCUGUGGUUGCCCCAGGAGGUCAGCGGCCUGGGGGCCCUCCCUCAGCUCGCCGACCGAAGCCAGUCCAAGCCAGCGGGCAGCCAGGAGGACCUGUGGCUGCUGCGGGGCAAACGGCCCCACACCAGGAGCCAGAUCCAGUGGUCGGGCGAGGAGGGGGACGAGGACCAGGGGCUGGACCUGGAGCUGGACUGGACCUUGGACUACCAGAGCCCCUCCCCGGAGCUCUCCCAGGAGCUGCUGGCGUCCGAGAAGCUGCCGGGGACGCGGGCGAGCAUCCCCAGCCGGGCUGCGGCGAUCGGACCGGAGAGAGAGGCGCAGCCCGCCGUGGUCACCACCCCCCUCCACGCCACCACCCGGAGGUUCGAGUCCCUGGUCAAGAGACGCUCCCAGGAGGGCAUCUCCAGGACCGAGACCUUUUUGCGCCGCCACCGGUACCGCCGCGGGCACUCCCUCUGGGAGCUGCGCUACGGGCACCUGCCCAGGUUCCUGCGUUUCUUCGUCAUCCAGAACUGGUUCAAGAAGCUGUUCCCCAUCUUCACCCUGGAGGCGUACCCCGAGGUGGGCACGGUGGACGGCCUGGCCUGGUGGUUCAUGGACCUGCUGAGGGAGGUCUCCUGGGAGGACCGCGCGCACAUCCUGCGGGCGCUGCUGAGGCUGCUGCCCGAGAUGAGCAAAAGCCUCUACAAGAGGCUGCAGGAGAUCCUUCUGUACCUGCUCAACCUGGAACAGCCCCCCAACCUCCAGGAAAGGGCCCAGAAGCAGUUCGUGAUGCUGGCCCUGCAGCUGCAGCUGGCCUGCUCCCUGGAGUCCCGCGAGGUGGUGCUGGAGCUCAUGUCCUACCUGCUCUACUCGCCUGCCUCCUGCCGGCCCGAGCUCAAGAAGCUGCUGGACGGGCUGGGCCUCCAGGACCCGGAGGGCUUCCUGUUCAGGGAGAUGUUGACCUGGGUGCAGGACCUGGACCUGCACUGCAAGGCCGUGCUGCGCAGCUGCUGCUCCCAGAAGCUGGAGGAGAUGAUCCACCUCCUGAAGAUAGAAGCCUUGCAGCCAUCGGUUGCCAAGUUGUCGGACGUGCUGCCCAAGGUCUCGGAGACGGCGCUGUCGCAGACCCUCUCCGUGCCGCCCUCGGCCCGCUCGUCCACACUCUCCGCCGGCUCCUGGGCACCCUCGCAGCUGGUCCUGCCCAAGGAGCUGGGCCCCGUGGCCCUGGACCCCCAGACCCAGCAGCUGGUCUCCAUCAGCCGCACCCACCGCACGCUCUCCGAGAGCCUGAUACCCUUCUCCUCCGUGCCCGACGUCCACGUGCGCUCCUCGGCGCCCGACGCGCUGCCGGAACGCCCGCUGCCGCUGGAGCAGACGGACUGGUCGCGGUCGAAGAUGCUGGACCUGGGGCCGAUCGACGCCCUCAACUUGUUCUGCGAGCAGAAGCGGAGGAGCUGCCUGCUGGAGGAGGCAGGGGACCAGGGGACGCCCAGACUGCCGCCCAACGCCGUGGUGCCGCAGCCCCGCGAUCACGUGCUUGACCCCAUUCUCAGGCUCCAGGAGACCAAGCCCCAGCAAUCUGCCAUGAGACUGAGGGGCUGGAUGCUGGCCCGGCACCCGGAGGGCCUCACCCUCCACGGCUCCAUCCGGACGCUGAAGCUGCCGCUGCCUCGGGUGGACCUGCGGCCUUUCCCCUUGGACUGGCCCAGGCCCGCCCGCCCGCUGCCGCCCCUGCUCCUGCGGCCCGCCCUGCGGCGCUACUUCCUGCCAGACCUUGCAGACCCGGACUUCUUCGGCUGACCUGCUGGCGACCUUGGCUGGACCCCGUUCCCAGCCCCCGCCCCUGCCCUCCAGCACAGGGACAGGACACAGCUCUCCGCCCGGCUGUCCGCCCCUGGCCAAGACCGGGGACUGGAAUAAAGUCCAGCCGGCAAACUG
Eptesicus fuscus (big brown bat) is the source of this 5130-nucleotide messenger RNA. It is a transcript of the gene WDR97, whose product is annotated as WD repeat domain 97. Bases 1 to 4992 code for a protein of 1663 amino acids. NCBI's taxonomy places the organism in Eukaryota, Metazoa, Chordata, Mammalia, Chiroptera, Vespertilionidae. Gene Ontology annotation, molecular function: protein binding. The transcript is spliced from 23 exons. The record is from RefSeq and is a predicted model, not a curated record.